Paramecium sonneborni is the source of this 480-nucleotide messenger RNA. The record is from the annotation of a GenBank genome assembly. Lineage: Eukaryota; Ciliophora; Oligohymenophorea; Peniculida; Parameciidae.
AUGAGUAAAAAUAAUAACAAUAAUGCUCUGAGAUCACAAACUCCAUUUAUGAGUGAAAAUCAUCCACUAAAUCCUUAUGGUAAUAACUUUAUUGACCACCCCUAUGAAUCAAAAAUAUUUUAUAAAUUUAAUUCUGUCAAACAAUAUGUUCAUUUGGAAGAGGAGGAUUAAUUUAGAAUUUCUAAAUAUUCAGCCUAUUUUGCUUUUGGUCUAGGAGGGACAUUAUUAGGGACUAUUGGAGUUUUUUAAUUACUUUUAAAAUAUGUUUUUAAACCUUCAUAUACUAAUACUUUUGAACAUCUCAAUUAAUAUAAGCAUUUAUAUCUAGGAUUAUUUGUUGCUUCAAGUGUUACAUUUAUGUAUACUUAUUUAACAACUUUGUACAUUAAUAAUGUAUCAAGACCCUUACUCUAUAAAUAUUUAGAUGAAGCAAAAAAAAAUGGGUUCUAAGAUUAUGAAAUUAGUUUCAAAUAAUAAUGA